Nannochloropsis gaditana CCMP526 is the source of this 725-nucleotide messenger RNA. Its product is annotated as trigger factor. The transcript is spliced from 5 exons. The record is from RefSeq and is a predicted model, not a curated record. Gene Ontology annotation, biological process: protein folding; protein transport. Bases 24 to 644 code for a protein of 206 amino acids.
AUAGCCUGCCGAGUGCUCAAAGGAUGCCCGCAUGUAGCUUUCCUGUCCUGCUGGUCAUCUUUUUCAACCUCCUCUUCCCCCCGGUGACUGUCGCCUUCGUCCUCUCUUCCCCCUUAGCAACGCCAAACCAGCGAUCUGUGGUUUGUUUACGCAGUACAAUACAGAAUGUAAUCGGAGAAAUAUUACCCACCCUGGAUCCCACCUUGAAAGUUACAAGAGUAUCGGUUGAAGACCCCUCCGCCGAGCGCCCUGUCUGUGGCUAUUUGGUGGAAGCCGAGAUAUAUGGGCCAGACGUGAAGAAAACGUACAACCAGGCAUUGAAAGCCGGGACCCUGAACGCCAAUUUCCCGGGCUUUCGGAAGGGUAUCAUGCCCCCCCAUGCGUUGGUGGGUGUGAAACUUAGCGCUGUUACGGCUUCCAUCAUGGACGCCUGCCGAACGGCCAUGGAGAUGCACGGCUUGGAGAACUUUCCCGCCAAUGAACGCAAGCUCAGGAUGAAGGUGCCCCAAAGCACAGAGGAGUUGGCAAAGCAAUACGAGAUCGGCACUGAUUUGACUUUCGCUUGUGAAAUAGAUGCUAUCGGUGUCCCGGGCAAAGCCACAUCGCUUGAUACGACAGCAGAGGGUCAAGAGACUGAUACUUAAGUGGAUUGAAGCUGCCGCACCAAAGAACACGAAUGGUACUACUGAGUAUAUGAAAGAAAAUAAGAAAGCGUAUGCAUGAUA